AUGUGGAUGGCAACACCAACACCAAACUUCGGCAAGCCGGGCACAGUCCGUCCUGAUGCUCCGGAAUUGCGGGGCCGUCUUCCGGCGUCUGGCAUCAAGAUUCACGCAGAGAUACAAGAGACCAAGAACAUCUUCAUCGGGUGGGUCGGCUGUACUCGCAAUCUCUUCGAGCUUGUCAGCCCAGCUCAUAUCACUCGCAGACUAUACAUAAGAAACGCAGAGCUGGACGGCGAGCUGGAAAGCAUAUAUUCUGCGCUAUUCCGGAUGAUGCAGGCGGCCCCAUCAAAGGAAAAGACAAACCUCGACGUCUUAAUGUCGUGGUGGGAUGCCCUUCAUAGGUGA
Molecule: messenger RNA, 342 nt
Organism: Trichoderma atroviride IMI 206040
Lineage: Eukaryota; Fungi; Ascomycota; Sordariomycetes; Hypocreales; Hypocreaceae
Source: RefSeq, a predicted model, not a curated record